GCGGCACAGCGACCUUUCGAACGAUGGGCCAGGCGGGCAGCACGGAUGGCGGCCCGAUGGGCGCCAUGGAGGCGCUGCAGCAGCAGCUGGACCGGCUGGAGCAGAACCUGACGUCCCUGGAGGAGGACUACGCCGAGCGCGUCGCCGGCGAGCUGCUCGACGGCAGCAAGGAGCCGUCGGGCGACCUCUACCUCUGCGGCGCGCGGCUCAAGUGCGACGGCGCCGUGCGCGUCGUGACGGGCCCCGUCGUGGGCCUCGUCGGGUCGACGACGGCGCGCAUCCUCCUCGAGGUCGACGCCGACGCGGAGGUCGCCUUCGCCGCGUGCCUCGUCGACAAGAACUGCCCCGGCGGCCGCGAGACGCGGCGCGGCGCGGCGACCCUCAAGGCGAACCGGCCGGGCGUCUGCGAGCUGACGGGCCUGACGCCCGACUCGCGCUUCGUCGUCGUCCUCGGCAACGUCCACCGGUCCGACGCCGUCGAGCGGCUCUGCGAGUUCUGCACGUACGAGCGCGCCGGCAAGCGCGAGGAGGCGCGGGCGCGGUUCAUCGCCGUCGCCCACGACCGGCCCACGGCCGUGCGGCCCGGCGAGUACAACCGCUGGGAGACCAUCGUCGAGCGCGUGUCCAUGCGCCAGCUGCCGCCCGUGAACGUCAUGGUCCACGUCGGCGGCCAGGUCGAGAUGCGCCGCUUCUUCGAGGAGGCGUGGGUCAUGCUCAAGCGCGGCGUCGAGCAGCGGUCGCUGGCGGCGGCCCUGAGCGGGGCGACGGAGCCCUGGCACGAGCUCGAGAAGCGCGCCUGCGACCGCCUGCGCGACGGCUACCGCUUCGCGUGGAACCUGCCCGGGAAGCGCGACGUGCUCUCGCACUGCCCGCACCUCAUGCUCUGCGGCGAGGGCGACGUCUACCCGCGCUUCACGGACGCGCUGGAGCUGAGCCCGGGCGUCGGCGGCGAGGUCGCGUCUACCAUGCUGCGCCUCGCGCGGCGCGUCUUCUGGGAGUACCAGCGCCAGCUCUGGGACUCGCGCGUGCCCGCGCUCGUGGCGCGCGAGGAGGGCUUCGGCGAGCGGCGCGCGGCCGUCGCCAAGGCCCAGCUCGUCGCCGCGCGCGCCGCCGCGACCCUCAAGGCCGCGAACGUCGACCUCGAGGUCUACCGGAAGCGCGCGCUCCAGUCGGAGGAGGGCGCGUCGUCGACGGCGGAGCAGACGCUCGUCUUCCGCUGCACGGAGCUCGAGGCCGAGGUGCGCGGGGCCGACGCCGACGUGGACAAGGCCGUGGAGGAGCUGAAGUUCUACGCGGAGAACGACGAGACGCCCGGCGGCUCGGAGCAGGAAUCGAGCCUCCACGUGCUCGGGGGCGUCGCGGUCGCGGUGCUGCUGCUGGACACGCGGUGGUCCCAGGUCACGCCCGAGGGCGCCCAGCUGCCGACGGCGCCCCUCGUGCCGUCGAGCGCCUGGGCCCAGCUCGAGAACCUGCUCCUCUUCGACGCGGCGUCGCGCGACUGCACGGCGCUGCUCGUCGCCGUCGAGGAGCCGCCGCUGAACCCGUACACGCCCGUGGCCAAGGACCCGGCGAAGCGCAAGAAGCUCGAGGACGACGUCGAGGACUUCGCCGCGCGCUGGUCGAAGAACGAGGCGGACCAGAAGAAGUUCAUGGGCCUGCUGCUCAAGUGGCUCCACGUGUCGAAGCAGCGGUGCAUGUACGUGCUCGCGGGCGGCGACCAGCCCGGCGGCGUCGAGACCUACGUCGAGGAGACGACGGGCACGCAGGCCGAGUUCCGCCAGAUGAUCGUCGGGUCCAUCACGGGCGCCCAGCCCGCCGCGGAGCGCGCGUCGGCCGCGCCGCUGCUCCUCGACGCGGGCGCGCUCAAGCUCGACGAGGCCAAGGAGCACCUCGCCUUCGAGCACGAGCGCCUCGUCCCCGCGGACCACUGCGCCUACGUCGAGGGCCUCGUGGUCAUGCCGAACACGGGCGUGGACCCCGUGCGCAUCCAGGCCGAGUCGCAGUCGCUCUUCUACGGCGGCGUGCGGUGCCUGCUCGGCCCCGUGAUCGGCCGCGUCAACGACCGGUCGGCGAUCAUUUUGUGCGAGGUCGAGUACCCGGCGCCCAUCGCCUGCGUCGUCACGGAGUCGCUCACGGGCAGGGUCCACAAGCAGAUCGUCUACCUCGCGGGGAAGCGCGUCCACGCGUUCCGCUUCGACGACCUCGAGGCGGCGCGCUACUACGCGGUCCACUUCGACGGCAUCGAGGACCCCAAGUACCGCACGGGCUCCUUCACGACGCCCGCGCGCAUCAACGACCCGGCGCAGGCCGAGGAGACGACGAGCGAGGAGGGGUCGAAGUACGGCGGCGCGCAGGUCGGCGACGGCGGCGGUUCUUUGCGCACGCCCUGGCAGCGCAAGUUCCGCGUCAUGGCCCUGGCCCGCGACGCGCCCUACCCGGACCACGAGAACUGCGUCCUGGCGCCGCCGGAGCCGCCGCCGGACGAGGGCGCGGUGUUCACGCGCGCGGCGAAGAAGAAGGCGAAGCGCAAGGCCGACUUCCAGAAGGCCGCGAUCUACGGCGCGCAGCUCAUGGAGUGCGCCAAGGAGCUGAGCGACGCGCCCUGGCCCGGCGUCGACCUCCACGUGCACCUCGGGGGCCAGGUCGACAUGGACAUGGUGCUGGGCGACGCCGUCGCGGUGCUCGCGCGCGCGGAGAUGGCCCACGUCCGCGGCGACCCCGUGCAGGCCGGCCGCCUCGAGGACGCGGCGCUCGACCGGCUCCGGGACGGCUACCGCACGCACUGGAACCUGCCGGGCACGCGCGAGAUGCUCGCGCGGGGCUCGCACGUCAUGCUCCGCGGCGACAAGGACUUUGGGACGCUGCUCAUGCGCGAGGGGUCGCCGAUCACGAGCUUGGAGCGGGGCAUGAUGGUCGGGUCCAUCCAGUGCUCCGAGGAGCUCCGGAGCGGCUACGUCUACCGCGCGGCGCGGCGCCUCACGCAGCGCGUCUACCGCGAGUACCAGCGCCAGCUCUGGGACCCGCUGCCGAACUGCGCGGCGGCGGCCGUGAGCGCCGCGGAGCGGCACCUGGACAACGGGAGCCUCCGGGACGUGGGGCUCGACCACCCCUGGGGGUCGACGCCGGGCGUGCCCGAGGGCCACGCGACGGGCUGCUCGUCCGUGAGCAGCCACGGCGAGUGGUUCUUCGAGACGUUCUGCGGCGGCGUCGUCGGCCUCUUCGCGCUCGACACGAAGCGCGAGCCGGCGCACCAGCGGCUCUGGGGCGGGAACCGGGCCCUGGGCAAGGGCGGCACGUCCUGGCCGCCCAUGGAGGUGCCGCUCGUCGGCGACGACCAGUGGGACGCGCUCGAGGAAGCUCUGAACACGGAGGGCCUGCGGGCGCUCUACGUGGCGUCGGACUGCCCCUUCUUGGACAACAGCAUCAACGACGCCAAGUACAAGAUGACGCAGCCGGAGCAGCGCGACGUCUGCCACACGUGGCCCGCGCACGGCGGCGACCUGCUCAGGCUGCUGGGCCUGCUCGAGGACUGGGAGGCCGAGGCCUACGAGCGGCGCGUCUUCUUCCUGGCGGGCGGCGCGACCUGCGGCCUGGACACGGAGCUCAUCUCGAAGCGCCUGUCGAACGCCGCGGACGACGCGACGGCUGCGGCGCUGCGCGAGGCCAAGGAGAGGGAGGACGCGGAGGCGAAGGAGAAGGAGGAGGCCGCCAAGGUCGAGACCGAGGAGGAGAAGAAGCGCAAGGAGCGCGAGAAGAAGAAGGCCGAGCGGGGCGGCGCCUUCGCGAAGAUGCGCGCCAAGGCCGCGGGCGCGUACCUGUGCGCGUACAAGGGCGUGAAAGCGACCGCGAGCGACGGCGCGCGCGUGAGCAACGCGGCCAAGGCGAUGAAGCAGGACGCGGGCGGCGCCGUGGGCCCGCGGAAGCUCAAGCUCUGGCAGAGCGGCCCCAUCACGGCCGAGGCGUCGCCGCCGACCUUCGAGCUCCAGGGCGGCCUGGGGCGGGACUACGCGUACGCGCACGCGGCGACGAGGGAGCAGUGCGUCGCGACGUGCACCGCGGCCUGGUCCGAGUUCGAGACCAUGUUCACGACGCACGUCAUCACGCCGGGCGUCGAGCCGGGCAGGCCCGGGCGGGGCGUCCUGCCGAAACCGCGGCGGCCCGAGUGGCUCAAGCAGCUGCUCGUGUUCCCCGACGAGGCGCUCUUCGACGGCGAGAAGGACGCCGUGCUCCAGCAGUACCUGGACACGGAGCUCGUGAAGCGCGACCUCAUGCACAUGUUCGACAUGGUCGGGCCGGGCCACGGCGAGCGCGAGGCCGCGGGCGCCUACGCGGCCGCGCUCUACCCCGUGCUGUCGCUCUACUACCGCGAGCACGCGCCGUCGCAGAUCCGCGACCUCGCGCCGCUGCCCUCGACGCUCCUCAUCGAGGUCGUCGGCCACCGCUGGAACUCCGAGGGCCUGUCGGACUCGACGGUCAUGACGACGCUCCCCUUCCUCAGCCCGGAGACGUUCGCGGUCUUCGUGGGCCACUGCCUCCAGUUCGCGAACAUGGUCCGCGGCCGCGUGCUCGAGGCCGUCGCGGAGAAGAAGGACGACGAGGGCAAGGAGGAGGACGACCCCUUCGGGCUCGGCAUGUUCAGCGCCUUCGCGUCGUCGUGGGCGCCCGACGACGACGACCCCUUCGCGUCGCCGGCGCCCGGCGGCGUCGGCGACCGCGCGCCGGCCUGGGAGCCCGACGCCGCGGCGGCGUGCUGCCGCGGGCCGGCCUGCGGCGUCGCGUUCGACACGAUGGAGCGGCGGCACCACUGCCGCGGCUGCGGCCUCGUGUUCUGCGGCGGGUGCACCGAGGGCGUCGCGCUCAUGCCGCCGGCGUGGCGCGAGCGGGACCCGCAGCGCGUCUGCGACGCGUGCCAGGUGCGCCUCGCGCCGUACCAGCACGCGUGGGCCGAGUCCCGGAGCAACGCGACGCGGAGCAACGCCGUCGCGGACGCGAGCGACUCGUUCACGCGCUACUGCAACAGCCCGCUGCGGUUCACGCUCGGCGGCGAGGUCCGGAAGGCGGCCUACACGCUCCAGAACCUCUUCGACGGCGUCAACUUCUGGGAGCGCGACGCCGAGUACUUCGACCAGAACGUCGCGCACGCGGACGCGCUCCUCUUCGUGACGCUGGCCAAGGUCGCGUUCAUCGGCGGCGUCACGGGCGGCACGGGCCUGCUGGUCGCGCGGCUGCACGACGGCUCCUGGUCCGCGCCCUGCGCCGUGAGCUCCUACGGCUUCGCGUUCGGGGCCGUCGUCGGCGCGGAGAUCACGGACGUCGUCACGCCGCUGGACCGCGACGCGCUGGGCCAGUUCAUGGACCCGAGCGCGUCGAAGCUGAGCCUCGGGGCGUCCGUGAGCUUCGCCUUCGGGCCCCUGGGCCGGGCGGCCGACGGCGAGGCGCUCGUGUCGUCGGCGGGCGCCGCCUCCUCGACGACGUCGUACUCGCAGGCGCGCGGCUUCUACGGCGGCUUCACGGUCGAGGGCGCGCACGUCUACGUGCGCGACCGCGUGAACACGCGCUUCUACGGCGUGCCCCGGACGCCCGCGGAGAUCCUCUGCGGGACCGCGCCGCGGCCGCGCGCCGCGCGGCCGCUCUACGACGCGCUCGACCGCUACUACGCGGAGCGCGUCGACCGCUACCUCGACGACGUCUUCGAGCGGCGGACGACGCGGAGCUCGUCGCGCGACGCGCACAGCAUGACCUUCAACCCGCGCGCGACGAGCGACAACGGCGCGACCUUCGACCCGCGCGCGAGCCGCGAAGCGAGCUCGGGCGUCGCGCGCCUCGGCGCCGGCGCCGUCGGCGACUCGCUGUUGAGGCCGCGGGACCGCCCGUCGACGGACCUGUCGAAGUCCUUCCGCGAGGAGCUCGUGCUCGACGACGACGACGAGGACCCGUUCGCGCUGCCGGAGCCGCCGAGGCUCCCGAGUCCGCGACCGGACCCGGACGAGGAGCCUGACUGCAACGCGAUGGCGCGGCUCGCAGCCGUCGCGCUGUUGCUCGCGCUGCACGCGCGCGCCGGCGACGUCCUCGUCAAUCCCAUCGUGGGCCACGAGGUCCGGCUCGACGGCGGCAGCACGCCGACCCCCAAAACGAGCAACGCGACGGCGACAGCGCUGCCCGUCGUGCCGCCGGCCAUGCCGGAGAGCGUCCGGGCCUUCGUCUACCGGGAAUGGAGCGCGCUCGACGAGGGCAUCGACGACGUGCUGCGGCGCAUGGGCGCCAUGUCCGCGUUCGUCGAGUUCCCGCACGCGCGGAACACGUUUUUCAACCAUCUCAAGGGCACCUACGGCAUGCUCAUGGCCUGGAACCAGCCCGUGGCCGUGGCGCGCGCGGGCCUGGCGCACACGGCCUACUCGGGCGACCUCUUCGAGUUCUUCAUCUUCGACCCGACGGUCGACCGCGCGGAGAUGCGCGCCCUCGUCGGCGGACCCGCGGAGGCGCUCAUCUACGAGUUCGGCACGGUCGCGCGCCACGAGUUCGUCGGUCUGGGCCACAUGAUGAACAACCGCAGCCACCGGCUCGCGCGGCCGCUCGUCGGCGGGCUCGACGACCGCGUCGCGACGCGGUCGCGCGUCGAGGGCGCGAAGACGCUCAGCAACCGCGAGGUCGCGGAGCUCAUCGUCGUGUCCAUCGCCGACUACCUGGACCAGGGCGUGACGACGAACGGCUGGCGGGACCACCACCAGAUCGACCCGCUGGACACGCGCAUCUUCCCCGGGACGGUGGAACCGGACGUGUCGCUCUACUGGGCGGCCGCCGCGUGCAAGGCCGUGCGCGGCCACCUCGCGGUGAUCCCGCCCAUCUUCGACCGCUGCACGGCGGACAUCGCCUACGAGGACGAGGCCGCGGCGCGCGACAUGUACUGGCGCGUCGUCCAGGACUCGAACCGCAUCUCCGGCGACGCGGCGAUCACGAUGAUCGCCGCGGCCAUCGAGCUGCUGCCCUACGUGGGCGAGAUGCACGUCCUCCUCGCGCAGCUCCACUUCCGCGCGGGGCGCCACGGCGAGGCGCGGGACCACGCGGCCGUCGCGCUCGACCGCAUGUACGCCUUCGGCGGCACGUGGGACAAGCGGCUCACCUACGAGUCGUGGAUCGCCUUCGCGCGGCUCCUCUUCGCGCGGUCCACGGCGGCGCUCGACGCCGACUUCGACGGCGACACGCUGCCGCGCGCCGCGGGCGACCACAACGUCAACGACUUCGGCACGCAGCUCGUGUCCAUCCCGGAGCUCAUCUCGAAGUUGCCCUAGUUUUUGUGGAGCGAGCUUCUUCGACGACGACGACGACCUCCUUCGACAUCGACGACGACCUCCUUUCUUCGACGACGACGCACGAUCGACCGACCGCCGCGACUCUCCGCGACUUCCGCGACUUCGACGACCGACGCGCCCGCGAGGGCGCUUUCGAUCGACCCGCACGCACAGCCGCCCCGACGCGCGCCUGGAAGACGGCGCGUGGACCUUCUAAUAUCUGUCUA
Aureococcus anophagefferens is the source of this 7516-nucleotide messenger RNA. RefSeq lists its product as hypothetical. The transcript has 8 exons. Gene Ontology annotation, molecular function: metal ion binding; phosphatidylinositol binding. The record is from RefSeq and is a predicted model, not a curated record. Lineage: Eukaryota; Pelagophyceae; Pelagomonadales; Pelagomonadaceae. Bases 24 to 7289 code for a protein of 2421 amino acids.